Molecule: messenger RNA, 297 nt
Organism: Necator americanus (New World hookworm)
Lineage: Eukaryota; Metazoa; Nematoda; Chromadorea; Rhabditida; Ancylostomatidae
Exons: 1
Coding region: 1-297 (98 amino acids)
Source: RefSeq, a predicted model, not a curated record
AUGAGGAAAGCUAUCCAGCACGUUUGCAUUGUGUUUCUUCUAGUAAGCAUCGGAACGGUGUUGUUUCAGGAAGAAGGUGAGGAAACCGAGUCUCCAGAUGGAGAUUCCAAAAGCGAAGGACCAUCAGUCGCACCGGAAAUAGUGGCGCAACCGAAGCUACUGGAAUGGGAACCACAAUAUUCUAAAGCCCCUGAGGGUCGAGGGAACAUUACUGAUAAAAUCUUCAGAAAGGGAGCUAAAGAAGAAUUGUCGACGAUAACCUUCCUCAUGAUGUCCGUGAUGGCUUUCUUAUUGUAG